This is a messenger RNA of Trichomycterus rosablanca, 5564 nucleotides long. RefSeq names its product cilia and flagella associated protein 65 (gene cfap65). Lineage: Eukaryota; Metazoa; Chordata; Actinopteri; Siluriformes; Trichomycteridae. The coding region runs from base 94 to 5478 and encodes 1794 amino acids. Gene Ontology annotation, cellular component: cytoplasm; sperm flagellum. The transcript is spliced from 33 exons. The record is from RefSeq and is a predicted model, not a curated record. Gene Ontology annotation, biological process: sperm axoneme assembly.
UGUCAAACAAACUAGCAGAAGUUACAACGUUGUUGUAUAAAGAACAUUUAACAAAAUAACCUAACGAGGAUUAAGUUUCUCAGAUUUGCUGCAAUGUUGGCUGAUAUUUCAGUAGAUCCUCAUAAUGGAUGGGAAAGCAGACACAGUGUGCAUGGAAAGGUUCCUUGCCUUCAGCGGUCAGGACGGCCUCAGAGAAAAGCUUCCAAGCACAGCUGUUUAGGAGUGGAGACCUGGGUUGAGCUUAUCUGGGAGGACUGGGAGCCGGGAAGAGACUAUACCAAGUCACUCGUUCUUAAAAAUGUGGAUGGAAAACUACAGAAACUGAAGUUCAGAUCUCCUGCAUCCAACGUGUUUACCACACUGCUUCCUCAGACCAUCAUUUUGAGUCCUGGAACAUCUUUUUCUCUGCCAGUAACUUUCCAUCCCCAACAGAAGUGUGAUUAUGUGGACAGUAUCGAGUUUCAGUGUAAGAAUGGCACAUUCCAAGUAAAACUGAGUGCAGUUAUGCUGCAUCAUGCCCUGGAGCUUCCUGAAUCAGUGCAGCUUCCACCCUGUGCUGUCCAGCACAACACAAAGUCCAGCUUUCUCCUUCGUAAUGUAAGUAAGUUGAGGACUAGUUUCCAGUGGACAGUGGAGCCACCAUUCGAGUUCUCUCCGAUGAGUGGCAUUCUGGAGCCAGGAGAGCAGUGCAAGCUCACUGUAACCUUCAAACCUCAGGAAGCACUGGUGUACCAAACAGACGCCCUCUGCACGUACGGGGAGAAUGGAGAGAACAACUGUACUAUGCUACUUAACGGGCUGUCUAAAUAUCCUCACCUAAAGAUUAGGUCCCCUGGACAGGAGGAAGGCUGUGGACUGCUUGAAUUUGGCAGUGUGGCAUUAGGAAGCUGUUUGGAAAAACACUUUGAGAUCUACAACCCUUCUGUAGUGACGACCUUCUUCUCACUGUCUGGUGUAAAAAGACCUAAUCUUAUGAAGUGCAUGUUCCACUGUGAUGUAAAACAAGGACAGCUGACCCCGGGUUCAGUACUGAAAGUACCUGUGCGUUUCACCCCACUUACUGUGGACAGCACCAAUGUGGACUACUUUAGUCUCAGCUGGCCUGGAGGAGUCAGCAAAGAUUUGGUUAAAGUCACUGGAUCAUGUACAGGUCCAGACGUUUCUUUAAGUUCCUCUGUAGUGGAUUUCGGCUGUGUGGAAGAGGGAGCCGAGUCUACACGUACUAUUCACAUCACAAACCCCUCAAUGGUCCUGGCACACUACCAGUUUGAUAUGGACCAUGGCAACUAUAGUGUUUUCACAGUUGACCAGCCUAGUGGCUGUCUGUCAGCCAAUAGCAGUCUCACUCUCCAACUAAGGUUCCACCCGCGUCAUCCUAUAGUCUAUCACAAGAGACUGGCCUGCCUUAUACUUCACAGGGAUUCACUUUUUAUUGACUUGAUCGGUACCUGUCACUCGGAACAACUGAAGCCGGCCAUCUUACACCCCAGACAUCUGCAUGUUUAUAGACAAAACCUUCUCCGGGGUCUAACCUGCUACCCUCCUGAUAUACUCAGUAACAUGCUGGCUAACCAAAAGCUGCAAGUGGAUGAAAGUGGUGCAUUGCUACUUCAAGAGAACAGUUUAGAGGACACAAUGAUGUCCAAGCCCACGAUCUCUCUACGGAGCACGAAUGAGGAGUAUUUUUACUUAAACUCUACUGAGGAAGUUGAUACAAACCUGGAUGAGAACGAAGACCAUCACUGUUUCCCCCCACCUCACGUCACAGUCCAGCCAUGUGACUUGCUCUUUUACUCUGGGCCAGGCUCUCAAUCUGUCUCCAUCACUAACCAUACCAAGGGUAAAAUAAGCCUGCUGUGGACUCCUUCUUCUGACUCCACCUUCUCCAUCAGUCCUCUGACCUGUGAUCUAAACCCUUUAAAGUCCACCUCCUUCAGAGUGACAUACGCACCCAAACAGCACAAUGUCUUACAUGCUGCACAGCUGGAGUGUUUUGCUCUCUACAAGGUUUUGGUUCCGGAUCGUCGGACUGAGGACCAGACACUGUGCCCUCCCUGGUGCCUCACAGUCCGGGUGACUGCUCAUUCCUUCCAGCCUGGAAAUCAGCACUUUGUCCCUCAGUUCUGUCUGCAGCACCCUCAAGUAUUGUUUCCAGCAUUGAGGCAGGUGUCCUACAAGAGUAUUCUCCUGAGCAACACAGAAGACCUUCCUCUCAUUUUCAGAUGGCCUUUAGAGGAGUGUCCUGGUGUAUCUGUGCUUCCCCCUAGUGGUUUGGUACCACCUGGCAGCCACCAGAUCCUCACUGUUCGAGCUACCCCUGCUGAAGAAAACCCUGCCAGUUUACCUCUGAUUCUGCAGCUGAACGCCAGCCCCAAACACAACCAGAUGCUGGACGUGGUGAGUGUGGCGGAGAGGCCAUGCAUCGUUUUGGAGGGUGAUGGGAGCGUGUUCUUCAGGCCAACAGCAGUGGGUUCCUGCUCCAAAAGAAGAGUAAAGAUCAGAAACUUUAGCAGAAUACCAGUACAAUUCCACUGGAGGGUGUGUAGCUCGGAUCACACAGCUCUCUCUGUACAGCCAGAUUCAGGUGUACUACAUCCUAAUGCAUUUCAGGUUCAGACGUGGACCUUUACUCCAGUGGCAGAGAAGAUGUACAGCAUGAAGGCUAGUCUCAAUUAUUGGCCUGUUCAACAACCAAACUGCAAAAAAUCCAGCCUCUCAAUUAAAGUUGCCGGACUGGCUUCCAAAGGGUCCAUAGAGGCCAGUUCUUUAGUUCUAGAUCUGGGUGAGGUGUUGGCUGAAAGCUGUAAGUCGUUUGAGGUUCCUCUGCUGAACCGCGGUUCCUGUGCCGUUAGCUUUUCUCUGACAGUGCUGCAAAGCAUGUCCGUUCCAGGCGUUCCUGAGGGCUCACUCAAAGAUCCUGUUGUUCUGGAGAUGGACAGUAUGAAGGGCACCAUUCCAGCCUGCAGUAGGCUGCUGAUACAUUCCACAGUGAGACCAACACGCAGAACCCAGUACUGCUGGACCAUCUACUAUCAGAUCCUCAAUGCUACCGGCUCGGUGGUAGGGGAGCCACAGUCCCUGUGCCAGGUCCGGGCAGACGGAGUAUAUCCUACACUGAAAGUGAUAGAUGCCCGGAGCAGUGGCAGUGCAGAGGGUCUGAGUAAACUGCAUGUCUGGAAACUUUUCUCCCUCGAAUCACUCAAUACUUACCUGCACAGUGAGCCCAGUCCAACAGAGCUUACCUACAGAGUUCCCACCAGACACAGUAUACAUCGCUGUCCUCCAAUUUUCACCUCAACCAUGGUAGAUUUUAACUUCAGUGCUGCACCUCUAGGUGCAGAGCCCUCCAACUUCCUGUUAAUGUUUCAGAACACUGGAAGUAUCCCAGUAGACUGGUCAUUCCUGUUCCCGGAGGACCAGCAUAUUAAACUUGAGUACUGGGCAGAGAGUACAGAGUUUUGCCCCAACGAACUCUAUCAGAUGAAGGUGCAGGACAACAGACUGUUCUCCAUUUCUCCAUGCUCUGGUAAACUGCAGCCUGGUCAACAGAGAGUAGUACAGUUUACUUACAGACAUGACUUUGCUGGAACAUAUCGAAUUCCUGUUUUGCUGAAACUCUCACACGGCAGAGAGAUUCUGCUGAAUUUUGUGGGCGUGACUGUGGAGAGGGACAGGCGCUACCUUCACCUACUCUCUACUCGACAUAUUUUCGCUCCUGUGGCUAUUGGAGUGUUUCACCCUCCCAAACAGGUGAACGAGUUGUAUAAUGGAGGCUCCCUCCCAUUGAGGUACCAUGUAGACACAUCAGUGCUGGAGCAGUUGCAGGAGGAAAACUUUAAUCACCCCGUCUUGCAGUGCCUGAACCCUGACGGAGAAGUGCAGCCUGGCCACACCGCCACACUGGAGUGGAUCUUAUCUCCUCUGGAGGCAAAAACAUACACUGUUGAUAUUCCUAUUGAGGUGCUUGAUGGAGACAGCAUGCUGCUGACGUUUGAAGGCUGUGGCUUUGACGAGAGAGGCUCUGUACCAUUACAACUCCAUGAUGGACAACUCACUGUGCCAUGCACUCAGAAAGUGCCGGUACCCUGCCAGAUGGUGUUUCUGUCAGAAGAAAGGGUAUCUUUUGGUGAUAUUCCAGUCUGUUCCAGAGGCACUCGUAUCCUCUUUCUGACCAACGUCUCCCAUACGGACCGGGUCUUAUACUCAUGGAAAUGCAAAAAGGAAAAUGACAAGCAGGUAGUAAAGAUCUAUCCAGUGAAUGGAUCUCUAUCUGCAGGAGAGAGCGUUCUCUGCAUCCUCUCUAUCCACACCUCCAGCAGCCCCAUGUUCUACCAGCAACAUCUCAUCUGUGAAAUCACUCCAGAAGCGGCUAUAGUUCAGUAUGAGAAAGACCUGAGGCUUUGGGAGGAGGAGAGUGAGAGAGAAAAACAUCAUUUUGUCAUAACCGAGAAGGACCUGAUACAGACAAACCAGCAGAACAGACUCACUAAGGCAUGCAGAGCAACUGAAGUAAGAAUUUCUACUGAAAGCCGAAAAUACAAGACCCUGCCACCCAUCCGGAGCAAUAGCAGUGAUGCUGUGUUUAAGAAAAAUGCCCAGGAGGAGGUUGGGCGGAGAUGUCCGAAGCCUCCUUGCCCAGCCCUGCUUCACCUGGGAGUCACCGCUCGCUCGCACUCCCUGCUAGAGUACCAGACACAAUUUCCCUCUCAGUUCAACAAACAUUAUAUCUACAGGUCUGUACCAUCAACGUUUUGCCAGUACGAGUCAAAGAACAACAUGCCUUCCUCAACACACAUGCCAGCUCAUACCUACGGUCCAGAGAGAGACAUUCUCAUUCACACUCUCACCUCUCUGCUCAGGAGUCUUUUGGAUGACCCUGAUUUUCACCAGACUCUGCAGAACGAUUCCGCUGAACCAGUUCCCUACUUCACUCAGCUUCGGCCUGCUUUUCCUGCUCCAUCCCCAAAUCACUCCAGCCCAACCACUAAGACCCCACAUUCAGUCGACACUGUCAGUGUUUCUGUCCCGAGAACAUCUACACAGCACACAGAGAGUUCAGACGAUAUGACGAACAGUCAGAAACAAUCCGAGGGUCAGUGUGGGACCCAAAUCUGCAAAGAGCUCGAUUCAGAUUAUAGGACGAAGGUGCAGGAAUCCAUUCGCAGAAGUCCGGAGUUUGGUGAUCUAAUAGAGGAGAUUUUACUCAACACCUUGCAGAACCUGAUGAUGGAGGCUUUUCUAGGCGAGCUGAUUCUGACAGCCCGUCCUCGCAUCAUCGCUCUCCCACCCUGCUCUGCCAGGUCACAAUCUGAUCUACACUCACUGAGAGACUACAUGGGCCAUAACUACAGGGAACAGUCCAACGCUGGUGUCCUGUAUGACAAAACAAAGGAUCAACAGCGCCCGUCGGGGACCCGCCCAGGCCCGUACAUGCCCACCAUAGCUCUGCUCACAAACCUGGAGUCUGAGCAGCACUGAUCUACUCACUACACUAAAUAUUUACUCACAAUUACUGUAUUAUCUGUACAUAAUAUUCCUAAUAAACUGUAACCAGAAAUGACAAA